Molecule: messenger RNA, 1299 nt
Organism: Candidozyma pseudohaemuli
Lineage: Eukaryota; Fungi; Ascomycota; Pichiomycetes; Serinales; Metschnikowiaceae
Exons: 1
Coding region: 1-1299 (432 amino acids)
Cellular component (GO): mitochondrion
Source: RefSeq, a predicted model, not a curated record
AUGCUACUUUAUGGUAGACUUCUGAUCCUCGCUCGAAAUAGAGGUUUAUAUGUUGGUCUUAACAGAACUAAUUGCAUCAGGUACAACAGCAGUUGGAAAGACACCCUUGAAACCCGGCACACCGUCAGAGAGGCGGAAGAUUCACAAGAUAAUCAAUUGUUCAAUGAUUUGGUGAAAGAGGUAGAUGCGAAGGAGAAGCGCAAUGACGACUCUUUUGAUGACAUCUUCAAAGACAUCAUUCUAGAUCCCAAGCAACCCUCAUCUGAAGCCAAGACAGAGAUGGACAAGAUCUUCGCCAACAUCUCUCGAGGUCAGACAUCCGAAAAGCAAGAGCUCUAUCAAGACACCAGUAUGGAUAUUGACAUGACAGAUGAAACACUGGUGCUGGACAAAAAAGCCGAAGACCCCAAUAUUGUUCAGAAGGAGAAAGAGCUUUUCAUGAACAUCUUCAAAACAUACUCGCAGAGAGAACCCUCCAAAGAAAAGAAAAAAUCAUCUCAUUCAAAUCUACUAUGGAAUCUUCGGGAAGCUAUGAGUAGUAAGAGCACAGAACUUGACCGCCAUAUUUCUCGAGCUAUGAGGCCCUCACAAGGUAAUAAAUUGACUCAAGACACCAUUGACCGCAUCUUUCUGCAUUUUGAUGACUCUUUAAAGCCUACCUAUACUGCAUUACUGACCUUUGAUCUGAGAGAAAGCUAUCUUGACUUCUUGAAGGGUGUAAUUCAAAGGUUCAAAGGGAGUCGUUCGCGUCAGAGAGAGUUCUUCUUAACCAUGAAAAAGGGCGAAGCUUUGCAUGAUUUUACUGACAGAUUCACCAAGUUGAGUCAGAAGGUAAAGCUUAAAAACGAGGAACUGCCGCUUGAACCGGUUCUUAAUGCUUAUACUUUGCCAUUGUUGUUCAAUUACAUCUUGAAGACUCUCAUCACGAAGUUUUAUGACGGCCAGCUCGCCCUCACAUUGUUUAACUCGUUGAAAAGAGACCUCGAUGUAUAUACAGUGGUCUGUAAUCAAGACACUUACAACGAGGUGCUCAAGCUUUUUUGGGCAUACUAUGGCAAACUGAGCUUACAAGAGAUCGAAAUGACGUUUCUCGAGAUGAAAAAUAAUGGAUUUGUCGGCAACCUUAACACAUUCAGAGUUCUCAAGGAAAUUAUCGUGAGAUAUCAUCUGAUUAAGUUAGGACUCUCAGACCUGACACUGUUCUGGCUGAGAGAAGACGAUAAAAGAGUGAAAAACCUUGAGAGGAAUCUUCACAAACUAGCCUCUCAGCUUAAGGCCAUUCAAUAUUAUUGUACAUAG